AUGGCGUCGUCGCUCCCGCCGCGCGGCGACGACGACGUCAUCGUCGGCUACGCGCUCACGGAGAAGAAGUGCCGGAGCCUGUUCAGCCCGGAGCUCAUCGCGCACGCGAGGGACCAGGGCGUGCACUUCCUUCCGAUCGACCCCGCGGUGGAGAUCGAGGCGCAGGACUUUGCCGCCGCCGCUUCCUCGUCCUCGUCCUCGUCGUGUCAUCACGUCGUCUUCCUCCCUCCCUCCUCGUCGACGCAGACUGGGCAUCCGUUCGACGUCGUCCUCCAGAAAGUCCCCGCGUCCUCGCCGGACAAGGCGACGUGGGACGACAGGAUCACGGCGUACGCCGCCGCGCACCCGCGCGCGUUCGUCGUCGACCUCCCCGCGGCGGUGGAGAAGGCGCGUCCUGUUGUUAUUAUCACACCGAUCGCCAACCGCGCGACGAUGCUCGACGCGGUGAAGAAGCUGCACGCGGCGGCGGCUAACGAGCAGUUGGCGACACGUGUUGUUACUGAUGAUGUGGCAGUACACGUGGCAGAACCUGGACCGCGCACUAGCGCGUCGUCCUGCCGCGCCGUGCGCGCGCCGAGGCAGAUCGUCGCGUCAGAGGGCACGGAGGAGGACGUCAUCGCGGAAGUCCGCGACGCCGGCUUGGAGCUGCCGUUGCUCGCGAAAUCGCUCGUGGCCAACGGGACGGCGGACUCGCACAAAGUCGCGAUCGUGCACGACGUGGAGGGGCUGCGGUGCGUCGUGCGCGGCGACGUCGCGGGCCUGCGGCCGCCGUGCGUGAUCCAGGAGUACGUCAAUCACGGCGGGUGUCUCUUCAAGGUGUACGUCGUCGGCGACGUCGUGACGACGACGCGGCGGAAAUCGUUGCCGGACCUCGCGGGCGCGCGGCGACGGCUCCGGCGGCGGCGGAAAGUGGCGGAGGCGGCGGAGCGACGGCUGCGGCGGACGUCGCGCGAGUCCGAGAGAAGGCUUUUAGAGCGGCGGGGGCGGUCUUCCGAGGACGCCGGCGGCGGCGGCGGACGGGGCGAGGUGGGGGCGGGGGCGGGGGUCCGAGGCGGCGGCGGCGGCGGCGGCGGCGACGGCGAGGGCGCGAGCGACGGGGACGCCGACGACGACGACGACGACGCGAGCGACGCCGCGUCCUUCGACGACGACGACGACGACGACGACGAGGGCGAAUACUCGUAUGACCGCGAAGGACGCGACGACGACGACGACGACGACGACGGCGGCGGCGGCGGCGGCGGCGGCUCGCCGACGGGCGCGCAGUCCGUCCCGCGCGUGUCGUGCUUCAAAGGCGGCCCGCUCAGGGACGAACGCUCGUGGCGGGACCGUUUGAGCGUCGACGCGGACGACGAACUUCGAGGCGCGUUCUAUCUUACACUGGUCCCCAUACGACCGCUGCGCGAGCAAAACUUGUCGCGGUACCUCUCGAAAAAUUUACGCCUGGACCCCCAUAACCUGACGCUGUCGCACGUCGGCAGCGAGGCGUCGAUCGACGGCACCGCCGCGAGCGACGGCGGCGUCGGCGCGACCGCGAGGGUGACGCACCGUCGGUUGGAGUCCCUGAGCGACGCGUUCGGCGGCGCCGGCGCGAGCACCACCGGAAGCGAGGGCGGCACCGGCGGAUCGGGCGCCGAGAACGGCCCUGAGGACGGCGGCGCCGGCGCCGGCGGCGGCGGGGAGAACGUCCGCGUGCUGCGAUCGCCGGCGCCGUCGUUCCGCCCGGACGGCGGCGAGGGCGCGCGAAUGCGCGGCGAUGACUCGCUGGGGUCGCCGUCGGACGCGGCGGCGGCCGGACGCCGCCGCGGUCACGGCGCGUUUCAACGAGAAGAGGGGGGCGACGCCGGCGACUCCUACGGGCAAACAGUCUCCCGCGUCGUCGCCGCGCCCGACGCCGAUUUCGUCCGCGACCUCGCGCUGUCCCUGAGAGACGAGCUCGGGUUGCGACUGUUCAACUUCGACCUCAUCAAGGUGGUCGGCGCGGCGAAGGACGAGUGGCUCGUGGUGGACAUCAACUACUUCCCGGGCAUCGCGAAGAUGCCGGGGUACAGGCGCGUUCUCCUUCACACUGGUUCCCAUACGACCGCGUCGGCGCGGUGA
Molecule: messenger RNA, 2100 nt
Organism: Micromonas pusilla CCMP1545
Lineage: Eukaryota; Viridiplantae; Chlorophyta; Mamiellophyceae; Mamiellales; Mamiellaceae
Product: inositol 1,3,4-trisphosphate 5/6-kinase
Exons: 6
Coding region: 1-2100 (699 amino acids)
Biological process (GO): inositol trisphosphate metabolic process
Cellular component (GO): cytoplasm
Molecular function (GO): inositol-1,3,4-trisphosphate 5-kinase activity; inositol-3,4,5,6-tetrakisphosphate 1-kinase activity; magnesium ion binding
Source: RefSeq, a predicted model, not a curated record